GAGUCGCUUUAUCCGGCAGGUGGACAGCGAUCUAUACGUAGAUACCGUCCAGUCGCAAUCAGGCCGUAAGCGAAUAUACUCAUUGAAGACACUUAUCACAGGCAGAUGAAUGAAGACUUCUACUGAUGCUACAAUGUAAACAGCACUACAACUUCUUCAAGCGCUGGGGAAAAAAUGUGCAGCUUUUAUUUGAGUAUCAAAAAUCGGGGAGUAAGCAAGUUGUAUUCAAUUACAGUGUAUAGUACGGGUAAAGUUUGUUGGAAUGUGUGAUAUUUUAAAUAGCAGCAUGGGACCACAAGCAACCAUCGUCAGUGGAAGAAACUCUCCAGUUAAACGUGUUCUUCGGGGUUGAUGGCAUUUUAUAACAAUCGGUGAAGUUUGAACUGGCGACGUCACACAGUCGGCGUGCGACGCACGUGCUGGCACGGCGCAUUUUAUGAAAAGGUACUCCUAUCGGAUAGUAAGACUGGUUGCUCACUCCAAGAAACACUCCCCCAAAGAGAAGAAUCGUGUGUUCAUAUAAUAAAUAUAUUCAGAUCAGGAUGUAUAUGUCUACCUGACUUCAACAGAUAAUUUAUAAAUAUCCUGUUUAGUUGGUUGUUAUGACAUUGCGUGGAAAAUGAGCAGAAUUAUCCGUGUGUCUGUAGUAAUACUAAUUUUUGUUUUCACGUCGGAUCUGUCGAUGGUUAACGGGAAAAGGAGAAAAGGCAGAAAAGUAGAAUCAAAGAACUCGACAACAUCAAAUCCAUUCUCCAACGACCGCGAAAAUAAGAUUCUCUGUGAGUAUUACACACAGUGGUCAGACUGGACCCGUUGUAACCGGAAGUGCGAGCAGACCCGAGUAAGACGGUGUAAUCAACCAGAAAACUGCGGCACAAGUGUACUCAAAGAAAAGCAAAGUUGUAAAAGACGCCGAGGGAGAUGCUCGACAUUGUCGUAUAAAGUGAUAGGAUUUCGUCGUGGAAACAGGUUAAUAGAGGAACUAUUAUACGAUUUACUAUACGAUGGAUGGUCGCAAUGGGGACAUUGCACUCGCUCCUGUCGUAAAAGAAGAUUUCGUAAGUGCAAAGAACACAAAAUUUGCGGUAACAGUUACAUACAGGAGGAGCGGAAGUGUCGUUUAGCGGGGUCUGUCUGUGGUAAAAAGUACACGUUUAAUACGUUUGAACAUGAACCACACUCGCCCUCAGUCAGCCAAUUGUCACCUAGAGAGUGGGCUCGCGACCAGACAUCCCCAUUGUUGGUCAGUACUCAGAAAAUCUGUGGGGUUCGACCGCGUGGGGGAUACCGCAUUGUUGGAGGGAGAGAAGCCAUACCUCACAGCUGGCCAUGGCAGGUCGCCAUCCUAACAAAAUGGAAGGAACAGUAUUGCGGAGGUACCCUCAUCGCCCCGGGUUGGGUUUUAACUGCUGCCCACUGCAUCCGGCGCCGGGGCCGGAAACGAAAAGUCAUUGUUCGUGUUGGCGAACACGAAAUAUCUGUUGACAACAAAAAAGAAAUUGACAUGAAAUUAGAAAAAGAUUUCCCUCAUAGCAACUUCGAUUAUGAAACCAUAACUAAUGACAUAGCUCUUCUCAAGCUCCGCAAACCGGAAAAGAUAAGUAACAUAGCUCAGUACGCAUGCUUACCGGAUCCAUCUGAUGAUCUUCCCGAUGGAACAAGUUGCUAUAUUGUAGGUUGGGGAAAACAAAAAAACACACAUUUAUCAGGAUCUGCAACACUUCGUGAAGCAGAAGUACCCAUCGUUAGCAAGAAAAAAUGUCGGAAAGCAUUCGACUAUAAUAUAGGUGACAAACAAAUUUGUGCGGGGUUUAAAAAGGGUGGUGUUGACUCUUGUGCCGGAGACAGCGGUGGUCCCCUCAUCUGUCCCAAAGUCGUAAAUGGGACUGAACGAUGGAUUGUUUAUGGGGUGACUAGUUACGGGGAAGGUUGUGGUCAGAAAGGAAAAUAUGGGAUAUAUACAAAGGUGACUCGUUACCUCAACUGGAUAAACCGGGUCAUCAGAAACAACAACUGAGUUGUGUUUCAUCGUUUUGUUAAAAACCGGCAGAUUUUAGGGCUUGAUUGUAUAUUUUGUUCAACUCAGGACAUCUUUAAAUUUCAGUGUUAUUUAUUUUGAUAUGUUUUAUUUCCAGUUGAAUUUUCAACUGUUUUAAAUCAUUUACGACGCAAGGGUGAUUUUUUGCUCAACACUUACGCAAUUAUAUGACGCAGGUUUGGUUGUAUGAAGAGCGUAAUUAUAUUUUGCAAUGAGCCACCUGUCUGUUGUUUUGAAUCUUUGCUAUGAUGUAGAUGGGAGUGGUUGUUAGGUUUCACAUCGCCACGAAAGGCUGAAUGUAAUUUUCUCACUUUCAUAAUUUGUUGAAUAUCAAAGGAUAACUUAAUGAAACUUAUAUAAUAGGUCAAGGUCGCAAAUCCUCUCCGUUGAUUGACAGAAUGCAUAUUUCUAUAUUCUUACAAAACUUAUCGAUACUGAAGAGAACGUUUUCAUAUUAACUUGCAAGUCAGUAAGUUAUGUGAUCUGCAUGUAACUAAAUAUGUUUGUUUUUUUAACUCAAGAAUUAUAAAUAUGUUUAUUUCAUGAAUGAUACAAAGGAGAUACUCUAUUAAAAUUCUUAAAACACAAGGCCCCAUUGUUUCCUCUGCGAAUGGCAUUGUUUCAAGCUGCACAUUACAACAAAAACAACGCGUGCGUGAUCCUAACAGAUUCUGCAUAAGGGUUGGAGGUUACUAAUGAUGUCUGCCAUAAUUAUUCUCAGUAGGCCAAGGCCACACAAGAGGGCUCUCUCCAUAUACUUCAGAAAUUUACAGAAGUACACAAUGAUGGCUUCUGGAAUUUAUAAAGGAGAGACUGAAAUGAAAGAACAUUGCAUUUUUCUUUUCGUUUUUUUCUUUUCCUUCAGAAUAAUGCUUUAAACCAUAUUUUCAAGCUUGUCCAAAACAUGAGUAAUAUGAAUUCAAAAUGAAGCAUUACAUAAAAAGAUCCCAACAAAACAGUCAUUUUGGAAAUGCUAGAAUUGUUCAUGACUUUCAAUUUUUGUUACUCAUGCAUUUAGUAUGAUUUCUGUUAUAUAAUUAUGUAAAAUAAAAUGUUACAACAGUAACAUUCUUAGCAAAUGUUGAAACAUUGUUUAAUUCAUAGCGAACAGUUUCAUGUAAACCCCGUCACACGAUGUAUUCCUCGUCGUAUUUGUGGUCAGCUUUUUUGUUGUUAUGAAUGUAGUGUCAUAUUGAUAUUUCGUCGUUAUCUUUUCUUGUCAAUAAAAAUAUUUUUAAAAUGGAAAGAAAA
Molecule: messenger RNA, 3289 nt
Organism: Ostrea edulis (European flat oyster)
Lineage: Eukaryota; Metazoa; Mollusca; Bivalvia; Ostreida; Ostreidae
Product: plasminogen-like
Exons: 4
Coding region: 620-2017 (465 amino acids)
Biological process (GO): proteolysis
Molecular function (GO): serine-type endopeptidase activity
Source: RefSeq, a predicted model, not a curated record